This is a messenger RNA of Plasmodium vivax (malaria parasite P. vivax), 1038 nucleotides long. Its product is annotated as variable surface protein Vir27, putative. Bases 1 to 1038 code for a protein of 345 amino acids. NCBI's taxonomy places the organism in Eukaryota, Apicomplexa, Aconoidasida, Haemosporida, Plasmodiidae. The transcript is spliced from 3 exons. The record is from RefSeq and is a predicted model, not a curated record.
AUGAUAUAUUGUAAAUACUUCUCUAUAUAUUGUGUAUACUAUUUAUAUUUUCUUGUAUCUCAGAAAGAGAAUAUAGAAAAAUUAACAUCACGUAUUAAUUGCUCUCAUUUAGAACGUGGACAGCGUGGUUGUAAUCAUGUUUCUUUUUACACCGAAAUAAGGGAUGAAUUACAAAAUCGUUAUCAAAUGAAUCCAAAUCUUUGUGAUAAAAUAUACCCUAAAGUACAGGAUAUGAAAGUGUUUUCAAAAAUCAUAAAUAUGAUUUACGAAGAGCUAUAUAGAACUGAUAUGUAUACGACCUGCAAACCCCUUCACCAAAAUAUUGACGAAAACACAUUUAAGAAAUAUAAAUCUCUAUUUGAUUAUUCUAUCGACUAUCAACACAUUCAUCUGAAUACACUUAAUCCUGAUACAACAUGUGACGAACAUUAUAGGCGAGUUAUAGAUGAAUAUAUUAAUACAUAUGAAAAUGUACAUUCAAGUUGUAAGGUGAUCAAUGAAAAAAAAUAUGAUUGUGAUAAAAUUUUUUCUUUAUUUGGAAAUAAAAAACACAAGGAUUUAAUUUCACUUAGAUGUAAGAAACUUGAAACGCAGACAUUUUCUUCAGAUAAAGAAGGAGAACGUGCUCAAAAUGGACAUUUAUUAAAUAGAAUUGGGAGUUCAAAUGGGGUUUCUGAUCCUGCAGAUCAUCUUCAUACAGGUAGAAAUCCUGGACGCUUAGAUCAUUCUCAUAGAUAUCUCUCCCAUGCUUCAACAGCACCAUAUGAUUUAGAUACUACAUCCUCCCUUCCCACGGAUGGUACUGCUGAAGGUGGUUCUAAAAAAAAUAUUAUGGGCUCAGUUGUUCCAGUGUUAGGAAUUUCUUCAAUUUCGUUACUCCUAUAUAAAGUUACACCAGCUAGGGGAUUUAUAAACAAAUUACUAAGAAGGAAUGGAAAUAUGUAUAAUCCUGUAGAAUAUAUGGAUGCAUUCAACCCAUAUAGCGAUGGAAUCAUUCCUGGGGAUAGAAGAAUGAACAUAUCCUAUCAUAGAUUAUGA